UCUUGUAUCAAACGAAUACUUGACGCUCUGCGCUCUGGAUGCGCACAGCAAGUAUGUCUUCGGUAGGAGCAGGAGGCGUCUUUGCGUUUCUUUUCAUUCUCGCUGUCCGCCUUCAUGCUGCGGACUGCAUGAAGGUGAUCGUAGGGGACCGGUUUGAAUUUCCUGUGAACUGCGAGCCGGGUGAGUCCGGGACGCUGCUGCGGGACUUGGGGGAUGAAGGCACCCGGCAAGUCGCUACAUACCAGAGCGGUCAGUGGACAGUGAGCAGAGAGUACAGAGAUCGGAUGAAGACCAACUUAUCAAAGACUGUUCUCACUCGCGCGCUGUACAACGAUGAGGGGAUCUACGAGCUGACCUGCUCCAAGUCUGGCAUACAGCGCGUGCAGCUGGAGGUAGUUUUUGCUAGUGAAAGGUCCGUUACCCAGGGUAACAACGUGACGCUCCCGUGUUACGUUAAAACCACCGGGAACACAGGCUUAACUGGGCGAUGGGAGAAAAACGGGAAACCUCUGUGUGUGAAGAACUUCGACUCUGAUGGCUGCAGCGGGACCCCUGCUGACAGACUGACUGUGUCCACUGACUGGUUCACCAAUGGAGAUCUGUCACUGACCAUUGAAGGGACGCAGCCUGAGGAUAGCGGGGAUUAUUUCUGCUACACCCAAGAUCGACGUGGGAAACAAUCUGGAAAUCCUGCUGCUGUUAGACUGACUGUCACUGAGAAAAAGUCUCAUCAGAUGAUCACCAGCAGCACAGCAGCACCGGGAAAUGAAACUCAGAGUUGUGCCGAACACGCUCAGCCUUGGCAGAUCUCCACCUGGGUUCUCGCUGUGAUCCUGCUGCUUGUUGCUCUUUUUGCUCUUUGUUUGUGGCGCCGUGGCAAAAGAAACUGUGAUUCUGGGAAACUUUACGAGCUGCUACAGAGACGCUGCCAUGAUUCCAACCCUACUGAAGCUACAGGGGUUUAAAUAGACCGGCUUAUUUAUUUAUUAGGGGGUUUUUUUUGUCAUCGAAGCUCAUGAAUCCGGUUCAUUUUUUGUAAGCAUUUGUAAAUAAAACUAUAAACCAUGUA
Poecilia reticulata (guppy) is the source of this 1069-nucleotide messenger RNA. RefSeq lists its product as uncharacterized. The record is from RefSeq and is a predicted model, not a curated record. Lineage: Eukaryota; Metazoa; Chordata; Actinopteri; Cyprinodontiformes; Poeciliidae.